Messenger RNA from Pelobates fuscus (common spadefoot toad), 4691 nucleotides. It is a transcript of the gene SLC35D1, whose product is annotated as solute carrier family 35 member D1. Gene Ontology annotation, cellular component: Golgi apparatus. The record is from RefSeq and is a predicted model, not a curated record. The transcript is spliced from 12 exons. Gene Ontology annotation, molecular function: UDP-glucuronate transmembrane transporter activity; antiporter activity; UDP-N-acetylgalactosamine transmembrane transporter activity. Lineage: Eukaryota; Metazoa; Chordata; Amphibia; Anura; Pelobatidae. The coding region runs from base 4 to 1059 and encodes 351 amino acids.
GUCAUGACGGAAGUGCUCAGACGUCAGCAUGCCCGGGCUCCAGUUGCAGCCUCUCGGCGGCCCCCAGCUCCCAGUGAUGAGGGGAUGGCGGCCGAAACGAUGACCGUGUUCAUCAAGCUGCUGGCGGCCGCCUUCUACGGGGUCAGCUCGUUCCUCAUCGUGGUGGUGAACAAGAGCGUUCUGACCAGCCGCAGAUUUCCCUCCUCACUAUGUGUUGGACUGGGUCAGAUGCUGGCUACGGUCGUUGUGCUCUGGGUGGGAAAGGCACUCCGGGUUUUACAUUUUCCAGACUUUGACAGACACAUACCACGAAAGACUUUUCCCCUGCCUCUGCUGUAUUUUGGGAAUCAAAUCACAGGAUUGUAUAGCACAAAGAAAUUGAAUCUUCCCAUGUUCACAGUGUUGAGACGGUUUUCCAUCUUGUUUACAAUGAUGGCUGAAGGCAUGUUGCUCAAGAAGAAGUUCUCUCGUGGGAUCCAAAUGACAGUAUUUUCUAUGAUUCUCGGAGCAUUUAUAGCUGCAAGUGCUGACCUUGCUUUCGACCUAGAGGGAUACAUAUUUAUCUUGGUGAAUGAUGUCUUAACAGCCGCCAACGGUGCUUAUGUCAAACAGAAGCUAGAUUCUAAGGAAUUGGGGAAAUAUGGGCUGCUUUAUUACAAUGCACUGUUCAUGAUCCUUCCAACUCUGGGCAUUGCGUAUGUCACUGGCGAAAUCCACAAGGCUGUGGAGUAUGAAGGAUGGAAUGACUUUUUCUUCAUCGUUGAGUUUACCAUGUCCUGUGUAAUGGGGUUUAUUCUAAUGUAUUCUACGGUUCUAUGCACUCACUAUAAUUCUGCCCUGACAACUACUAUCGUUGGCUGCAUUAAAAAUAUUUUGAUUACUUACCUUGGAAUGUUUUUUGGAGGAGAUUACAUCUUCACUUGGACAAACUUCCUGGGAUUAAAUAUCAGCAUUGCUGGAAGUCUGGUCUAUUCCUACAUAACAUUUACAGAAGAGCAAUUGAGUAAACCCUCCGAGGCAAUCGCAAAGCUGGACAUAAAAGGGAAAAGCGCUGUGUGAUUGGACAGACAAUCCGAUUGGUCCAUGAUACUCUGUUCAUCGGGAGUACGACUAGCACACUUAAAAAGGCUAUUGCUAAUUUGCACAUUUAUCAGAUUGAAAUAAUCGAUGCCUUUUUAUACAUAUUUUAGACAUGUUCUUAGAGAAACUAAUUUAAAGAGCAGUAAAAAAAAUCCUUAUUUUUGUAAUAACACAAUUGUUUGAAUUUUCAAAGCAUUUCAAUCAGAAACGAGGCUGUAUAGGAGGAUGUAUGGGAUCCACCUAUAGUCUAACAAAGAUCAAAGUUUUUUUUUAAGAUGUAUUCAUGUGGUUAAAUAUAUUUCAGAUCGGUUUGGACUGAUAUCAGUCAGAUGCAACAAACUGGCCUCUGAUGGGUUUUAGUUAAUUAAUUGUGUACAAGACGGGCUGCAAUGGCAUACCUUGCCAUUCGGACCGUUCGUCUGAAUCAGAUGCCUUUUAAUCCACACCCAGACAAAUUGGUCAACUGGGAUUUACCUGUGGAAUCUUAUAAAUAUAUAUCUUCCUAAUGACCUUUGCAGUUGGGUCUAUAAGGGAAAAUGAAUGCACAACCGUGGAUUGACUUGUAUUAACCACUAGUUGGGUUGGGUUUUAUUUUAUAUAAUGUAUGAUGCAAAUUAUUUUAAUAAUUUUGGAACAAGAACUAGUGUUGAUGAUCUGUUUAAAUCUGCAGAUUUAAAGGGAAAUUUUCAUACUAUGUAUAUUUUUUUUUUUUUGUAGUUUCUUUAAUAUUAUUUUGUCACUUAAAUCGUUUUUGCUGCUGUGACUCCAUAAAAUCACAAAGCCCAUGCGUUAUAGCCACACAACUUUAAAUUUUCUGUGUUGACGCUUCAACGUACCCCAUCUUGCUGCACUAAAGUCAGGUUAAAAUAGAUUUUCAAAGUGCAUUUUUCCGUGCUCGUGUUGAAGAACCGCUAGUAAAUCUGGGCGGGAUACAUCAAUUAUGCUUCUCAGAGUACAUUCUCAGCGGCAUUUUAAAGAAAUAACCUUGCCAUACAGUACAAAGCAUGCCGAUUUAACCGGUUAGCAGCCAGUUUUAUUAUGUCAUGUGUAUGAUAUCCCGGCCAACUAAGUGGAACCGUGUUCUUCCCAUAACCCCUAACAUACAAUACAAACAUAGUUUCAUAACAUUGUAGUGUUGGGCUAUCUUUUAGAGUCCCCGGACCCUAGUGGCCGUCUGAGUGAAUGCCGCUAAAGAUGUACCUAGGAAGCAAUGUAAACACUGCCUUUUCUCUGAAAAGGCAGUGUUUACAGUGCUGACACUGCAGGGACUGACUACAGAAACCAGCUGUUCUGGUUGUUUUAACUGCUGUUUUUGUUUUUAUUUAUUUUUAGUUCUUCAUAUGGGCAACAGGACAUUCCUGUCUACUUGAUUCCACUGGUUAGACAUGUAGAAUGUACACAAUCAGUAAAUGACAUUACAUAUACUCUGACUCAAUGUCAAGUUCAGAGCGAUACAAAUAGGCAGUUUGUGUAACUUUAAUACACAUUUGAACUGCUUACUGUACUAUUAUGUAAACAUUAAAUUAAAGGGACACUAUAGUCACCCAAAAAACUUUAGCUUAAUGAAACCGUUUUGGUGUGUAGAACAUGCCACUGCAGUCUCACUGCUCAAUUCUUUGCCAUUUGGGAGUUAAAUCACUUUGUUUAUGCAGCCCUAGUCACAUCCUCCCUGCAUGUGACUUACACAGCUUUCCAACACUUCCUGCAAAGAGUCUUCGAAUGUUUACACUUCCUGUAUUGAAAAUACUGUUUCAUUUAGAAUUUCUCAUCUCCUGCUCUGUUAGUAGCUUUCUAGAUCCCGCAGGAGCCUCUUGUACGUAAUUAAAUUUCAAUUUACAGAGCAGGAGAUAAAAACUUUUACAGUAAGUUACAUCUGAUUGAAAGUGAAACCAUUUCUUUUCAUGCAGGCUAUGUGAGUCACAGUCAGGGGAGGUGUGGCUACGCCUGCAUCAACAAAAAUCAAGUGAUUUAACUUCUAAAUGGUGGAGAAUUGAGCGUUGAGACUUCAGGGGCAUGAUCUAUACACCAAAACUGCUUUAUUCAGCUUAAGUUGUUUUGAUCACUAUAAUGUCCCUUUAAUUUAUCAGUAGUCCUUUAUUCUGUGCAAGCUUGUAAAAUACAGCUUUUUAAUUUUAUUUUUAUUUAUUUUUUAGUGAAAAUUUCCUUUUAAAUGCCUGAGAAGCAGAGCGAUAAAAAGUUGUGACAUAAAACUUCUUUAUCUGAAAUGGCAUUCAAACGUGGUUUAUGAAAUGUUCUGAGAGUGUUGUUUUUUUUCUGAGGCUUUUAUAAAACAAACCAAAUUUCUCCCUGACCAGACCUCUCUAUUGGAGAAAAGAUCGCCUCUGUUCUAGGAGCAGGCAUGGUCCGCUCGGAAUUAUUCAUGAAAAAAACAUGAAUGUAGCUACUUCGUGAGAUCAUAACCAACUUCCAAGAUUCUUCAUGCAUCUCCUAAUAGGUUUCAUUUAUGUUUUCAUGAAUGGAACAUCUUGGCAUGACAUUGCAUGAUCGUUUUGUUUUUAUUUUCUUCACUAAUCCAUUAAAUCCACCCCCUGUAGGCAAUGAAUGUGAAAAUAAUCAUUGAGAUAAAUUAUCUAUUCAGUUCAAUAGUUCCUUGGUAUAGAACCUACUAACCUUGACUGCAGCAUUGCACUGUCUGCAGAUCUGUGGGUGAAACAUUAUAUUAACACCUACCUACAGUUUCCCCUGUGUUCCGAUUUCAUUUGUUCUGCUUGGGAACAUUUUCCUAAACACAGCAGCUAUCCACCAUGGCACAAACAUGCCAGCAUUUGGACAAAUAUCAGUUAUGUCAUACUUUUCUCUUUCCCCUCCAUCCCAUGCUAAAAGAAUUAGUAACCAACUUACGUGCUGUGGUUGCUUUGCCAGCGAGUUGGAGAUCUGCCUAUAUGAGGGUUCUCCUGCUCUCCCUUGUCAGUCAACUGCUGGUAUAAAGAUCCAUGCCAAAGAAUUUGACUGGUGAGGAGUGACCCAUUUUAAAUACAUUUUGUUAGCUUUGUUGAUCCUUUAAAAAAAAAUAUAGUUUGUGCCUUUUUUACAUUUAUUUUCCCCCCCCCAAGGGACUGCCUUUUCAAUUAAAUUAGAUCUGUUGUUUGUUUCUGGAGUAUUACAGGGGCCUGCAAAGCUGUGGUUUGUGGCUCUGGCAAUCAAUGGAUUAACCGUAUUAGUUUGCGAGCAAUAAUGAUCACCUUUUAUACUUUAAAGUGUUCAUCUCCUAUUAUCACAGUCCUGUAACUGUUCAAUAGUUGAUCUCUUGUAUAGAUUGUUUUAUUUUUUUAUAUUGUACAUUAGCCCUUUGACUGCUAGAAGGGAUAAAGUAUUGCUCUAAUCAGAAAGUGUUACAUGUUUAUAAGAGGUCAAACCAGUUUCUAUACAUAGAUUUUAACGCCCUAGCUCUGCGUCUAAGGGAUUUUAUAUAGCAUAGGUUACAAUGCAACAAAUGUGAAUUAAAAUGGUAGAAUUUUGGGUGCAGAGAGUUAAAGGAAAGCUAUUAAGUAUUGAAGAGGCCUUAUUCAUUUCAAGUAUUGGCAUUUCCAUUUGUACAUGUAAUCUAUGUCAAACAAUUUUACUCAUUAAAAAUUAUAUAUAUAUUGUAA